CAGGGUUUGAGUUAUUAUCCACUUUACACUCCUAAAUAGACUCAAGGCAUUGCAUUAUACAAACGAUUAGACCUAGGUACAAAGAUGUAAUAUUACCAAACUAUAUACUACUAUGAAUAUAUUAAUUAUAUAUGAGUCUAUAUAUUCCCCAAUAAAUUUCAGUGUUCUUUCUCUACUUGAGUUUGGUUCUAACACCCAAUGAGUUUUAGAAUUCGAUUCUUAAAGUUAAUGCAAUGCAUUGCUAAUCUCUGGGAAACAUUACUAGUAGAUAAGUGAUACUAAACAUGGAAAUAAUCAAGAGGCACACAUGAACUCUUCUUUCUUCUUUAACUUUAUUCUUCUCACUUCUUUCUUCUUACUCCACUUUACUCUUCUUUCUCAGACGCUUCAACUCAAAAAGAGAAACCAGCAUAGUUGUAAUCUUGAGGAUCAGCUAUUUUUCUGAAGGAUAUUUGGCCUAAUUUCGAAACUCAAGGUACUUAGGAAACGCUGUAGAAGAUGGCUAUUGUGUCGUUGCGCGAUGUGGCCAUGGUGAUGGUGACAGUGCAGGUGUUUGCACGAGGGUAUCCGGAAACAGAUUUGGUUGUGAGGCUUCCUGGUCAACCAAAGGUUGUAUUCAGACAGUACGCAGGGUAUGUUGAUCUCGACUUGAAUGCUGGCCGUAGCCUUUUCUACUACUUCGUGGAAGCUGAAAAACACCCUGACACAAAACCGUUAACCUUGUGGCUCAAUGGAGGUCCAGGUUGUUCUUCUGUUGGUGGAGGAGCUUUCACUGAGCUAGGUCCAUUUUACCCCACAGGAUAUGGGCGUGGUCUUCGCAUUAACUCCAUGUCGUGGAACAAAGCCUCAAACCUGCUAUUUGUGGACUCACCGGCUGGAGUUGGUUGGUCUUACUCCAACCGAAGCUCUGAUUACAACGCUGGGGACAAGUCUGCGGCCAGCGAUAUGCUCGUGUUCUUGUUGAGAUGGUUCGAUAAGUUCCCGGAGUUGAAGUCUCACGAUCUCUUUCUCACUGGCGAAAGCUAUGCAGGACAUUACAUACCUCAACUGGCUGAUGCGAUUCUCAGCUAUAACUCACGCUCAAGUGGGUUCAAAUUCAACAUCAAAGGCAUUGCAAUAGGGAAUCCACUUCUGAAGCUUGACAGGGACAUUCCAGCUGUAUACGAGUUCUUCUGGUCGCAUGGCAUGAUCUCUGAGGUAGUGGGACGUACAAUCAAGAUUCAAUGUGACUUCUCACAUUACACAUAUGCAUACCCCCAUAACGUAAGUGAUGCCUGCAACGAUGCUAUCCGUGAAGCCGGAGACAUCACCACUGAGUAUGUCAAUACCUUUGAUGUUCUCCCUGACCUAUGCUACCCAUCUAUUGCCCUGCAAGAGCUAAGGCUUAAACAAAUGGCUACUAAGAUGAGCAUGGGAGUGGAUGUGUGUAUGAACUACGAAAGACAGUUCUACCUAAAUAUCCCAGAGGUACAGAUGGCUCUUCACGCAAACCGCACAAACCUGCCUUAUUCAUGGUCUUUGUGCAGCAACCUGUUAAACUACUCUGCCAUCGAUGUAAACACCAACAUGCUUCCGACUCUGAAGAGAAUUAUACAGAACAAAAUUCCUGUUAGGAUCUUCAGUGGAGAUCAAGAUUCUGUAGUUCCAUUUCUGGGAACACGAACUAUCGUAGGAGAACUCGCCAACGAUCUCAAUUUCAAGACGACAGUUCCAUAUGGAGUGUGGUUCCACAAAAGACAGGUUGGAGGCUGGGCCAUCGAGUAUGGAAACCUACUAACUUUUGCAACAGUGAGAGGAGCGGCUCAUGCGGUGGCGUACACGCAGCCCUCACGAGCUCUGCAUCUAUUCAGCACCUUUCUUCGUGGGCAGAGAUUGCCCAACAAGACAGAUAUUGCUAUGCAUGACUGAAAGAGAAGGAAUCUCAUUAUUAGAGUACAUAUCCUUGGGAACAUAUAAGGGAUUGUGUUGAGACAUAUUUUCAUAUGAUUACUAGUAACAAAACCCGUCUGGUUUAAUGAUGUAAACGACACAUAAUCUCCACUCACAAUCGUUGACAAAAAACAAAAGGUACCUACUGUCUUAAUAUCCUUUCCGAGUUUGGCCUACUUCUAUCAUCACCAAACCAAAAUCCUUGUCCUAGCCACCAACCUGAACAACAUACGUCUUCCAUCUAAACUUAUGGACCAUAGGUGCAAUGUAGCAUCUUGAACCUUUGGGAGAUUAGUAUUUGCAGCUUAGAUCCCAGACUAUCACACUAACCUCUUCGAAUGCUAGGAGUCCCAAAAGCAUUUGGCAUUACGAUGACAACUAACACCUGAAUGAUGGCAGAAAAUUUCAAUUUCUCAUUAUAGGUUCUCAUUAAAAGAAAUGUAAUUUAGUCAUUUCGUACAUGAAAAGACAAUAAGAGGUAGUAUUUUUUUAAAAGGUAUUAGAAAAAAGUAUUUUUGCAAAUG
Messenger RNA from Arabidopsis thaliana (thale cress), 2453 nucleotides. It is a transcript of the gene scpl41, whose product is annotated as serine carboxypeptidase-like 41. Gene Ontology annotation, cellular component: extracellular region. The transcript is spliced from 11 exons. Lineage: Eukaryota; Viridiplantae; Streptophyta; Magnoliopsida; Brassicales; Brassicaceae. Bases 499 to 1908 code for a protein of 469 amino acids. Gene Ontology annotation, molecular function: serine-type carboxypeptidase activity. The record is from RefSeq and is marked reviewed. Gene Ontology annotation, biological process: proteolysis.